Messenger RNA from Bradysia coprophila, 1688 nucleotides. RefSeq lists its product as uncharacterized. The record is from RefSeq and is a predicted model, not a curated record. Lineage: Eukaryota; Metazoa; Arthropoda; Insecta; Diptera; Sciaridae.
UUAUCGCUGUUUUUCGCGAUAAAUGGAGCACAUUUUCCAUUCCAGUAGUUGGUCAAUAAUAUCACUAUACGACGUACACGAUUAGAAAUAUUUUCGUGAAAUAUAUCAAUUAGCUGGGAUGAUUGUAACAUUUUAAACUGCUGUUAUUGAUUAGUAAAAUCAUUGUGAUCGAAUACGAAAAUCAAUUUUGAAAAAUGACCUCGCUGUCGCAAUCAUUUGCCAAUCUCAAAGAUUAUCUACCAUUCUCCAGCACAGACAGUAAAAAUUAUCGAUCGAGUAAAUCAAAACUGUUGUAUGAUUCACUGGAUCCCGAGGUCGGUUUUCGGUUGAAAUUGAACCCGGGCAACCAGCAAAAAGCGUCCACGUCCAGUGAUUCGUACAACGGUCCCGAAUUGGCUGUACAUAUUAUUGGGGCGAGACACCUGCCAUCAAUAUUCGGAUUGAAGCGGGUGGAAGGUUAUGCAAUGAAGGUGAAACUGUUUCCAGGAACUUUGCGAUUCGACACUACAAUUCAAACAUCUUCAUGGCCAACAUUUAACGAAACUUUUAGAUUUCCUUUGGAAUCAACCACCAAAUCAUCGUUCAAAUUCCGAACAAAAUCGACUGAAACUCAAAAUCAAUCGCUUCCGGAGAAACUAUUCAAAGGACAUUUCGUGGUGAUAUCAGUUUUUGCUCUGUUGGAACUGCCGCUCGGUGCAAGAUCAUCGGUCCGACUGAGAUUGGAGAAAAUCCGUCGGAAAAGUGCCAACCUUUUGCAGGAUUCCGGUAAGACUGACAAAAAUAAAAAACCGGAAGUGCCAGAAAGUGACAUUAUGAAAUUGACUACAAGUGAAACAAGGCGGAAUGUUGGAUCGGUGACGUACUUUUUGGAUCCGAAAAUAUUUGACGAAAACCGAAGAAAUGGAAACUACGAGACAGAUGAAUUUUGGCUACCUAUUAAGGACAUAUCAGUUUCAUCAACAACGCAAUCGACAUCUGUGGCAUCAGUAAACUCAUCACCGAAGGGGCAGGUAGAGUUAAUUUUGCAGAUAUGCGAGGCAGAUUCAAACGAAGACGAAGAGUCCAACGAUGCUGCUGAUAGCUCAGCGCCUAGUGCCAACAAAAAGGACGAACAAAAACGCCGAUUAUCUUUUAAUGAUGUAAAAAAUCGCCUGAAGAAUUUAAAUCUAAGCAAGAAAGAAAAGUACAGAGGAAUGUGUCUCAAGGUGACCACAUCGAAAAUGCGAUGCUCGAUCAAAGUGAAGGAGGAUUUCGAAAAUUUCGGAGAUACCGUCUACGUAAAAACGACCAUAUUCGAACAUGACAUACUAUCGAGUGCGUGGAAAUCCAAUGAGUUUGCACCAUCACUAUCCACACGAUGGAACACUGACAAUUCGACCAUUGUCAUUCCUAUUGUUAACGAGGCAUCUCUAGACUACAUUUCGAUAAAGGUUUCAGUGGCAACGAAAACGAAAGUCGGGAAAAAGAUUUUCUUGGGUACGUUGACCAUCAAUAACAAAACAGCGGAUAAUCACUGGCAUAAUAUGCUUACCGAUAAAGGUUUGCCCGUUCCGAUGUGGCAUAAUUUUCAAUAAAUCGGUUGCGGAGACGGCUACGUCAUCUGUUCUUCGAUAGAAAUAAUAAGCAAACUCUUUUCAUGUGGCUAAAUGUUAAAAGUAAUUGAAGGAAAGGAUUUCGCAUGAAUCUGA